Molecule: messenger RNA, 836 nt
Organism: Arabidopsis arenosa
Lineage: Eukaryota; Viridiplantae; Streptophyta; Magnoliopsida; Brassicales; Brassicaceae
Source: the annotation of a GenBank genome assembly
GUGGAAGAAAGAGAGAGAGCUUUGUUGAAGACGGCGGAGAUGAUGUCAUGUGGUGUGAAGAAACAAGUGUCGAAGAAAACAACGCCGUGUUGCACGAAGAUGGGGAUGAAGAGAGGACCAUGGACGGUGGAGGAGGACGAGAUUCUUGUGAGCUUCAUAAAGAAAGAAGGUGAAGGACGGUGGCGAUCGCUUCCCAAGAGAGCUGGUUUACUCCGAUGUGGAAAGAGCUGCCGUCUUCGGUGGUCAUUGAUCGCGGGAAGGAUACCGGGAAGGACUGAUAAUGAAAUUAAGAACUAUUGGAACACUCAUCUUCGUAAGAAACUUUUAAGGCAAGGAAUUGAUCCUCAAACCCACAAGCCUCUUGAUGCAAACAACGUCCUCAAACAAGAGGAAGAAGUUUCCGGUGGACAAAACCCUCUAGAGCCUAUUUCUAGUUCUCAUACCGAUGAUACCACCAUUAAUAGCGGGGAUGGAGAUAGCAAGAACAGUAUCAAUGUCUUUGGUGGUGAAAACGGCUACGAAGACUUUGGUUUCUGCUACGACGACAAGUUCUCAUCGUUUCUUAAUUCGCUUAUCAACGAUGAUGGUGAUCCUUUUGGUAACAUUAUCCCAAUAUCUCAACCGUUGCAGAUGGAUGACUGUAAGGAUGAGAUUGUUGGAGCGUCGUCAUCUAGCUUAGGACAUGACCUGCAGAGACAAGAAGAUAUAUAGUUGAUCGAAUCUUGAUGUCUAUCAUGCUUCGAGAAGGGGUCACACAUGCGAUCUAGAAGGUUGGUAUAUAUGUGUACUAAGUUGUUUUGUGGUGAUUUGUAUGAUUAUAAAACCAUAUCUGUGAG